This is a messenger RNA of Hymenoscyphus albidus, 518 nucleotides long. The record is from the annotation of a GenBank genome assembly. NCBI's taxonomy places the organism in Eukaryota, Fungi, Ascomycota, Leotiomycetes, Helotiales, Helotiaceae.
AUGCGGAUGGUAUGUGUUGACUGGCUUUCAAAGACAUCACACCCCACUACUAUAAAUCCGUCACCUAUCUCGUAUCUCGCUAAAACAAGUCUUCGGUGUCCUUUCCAUGUUAUUGCCAACAUAUCUUAUGCCCCUUCAAGAAAACAACCGGAUCUAUCGUAUGCUGGCUUGGAUCCCAAGCUGAUAUAACUAUCGUCGACUAACGAGUCGCCAUAUCCGAAACGAAACUGGUAAUUAUAGCAUGGAGAAUAGGGAGCCAGCCCAUCACAUUCAUUCCCAACAAAGCGAGAGAAGAGAGGGAAGUAAGGCCUCAUAUUCAGCCUAAAUACGAGAAAGGGGAUAUCAUGGUCAGAGGAUUGACAGCGUAUCAGGCUGAGAUACUGAAUAAGAGUGGUUACUGCGGAAUUAUGGUGGCUCUCGGUUAUUCUGUUGGUGUCCCCUUUUCGUGUCGCACAGGUUGUCUACUUAGUAUUUAUCGGGCUCAUGGCCCUGUUUUGUUGGAGCUAGUGAUGUGGUGA